Messenger RNA from Melampsora larici-populina 98AG31, 447 nucleotides. RefSeq lists its product as uncharacterized. The record is from RefSeq and is a predicted model, not a curated record. The coding region runs from base 1 to 447 and encodes 148 amino acids. NCBI's taxonomy places the organism in Eukaryota, Fungi, Basidiomycota, Pucciniomycetes, Pucciniales, Melampsoraceae. Gene Ontology annotation, biological process: carbohydrate metabolic process. Gene Ontology annotation, molecular function: hexosyltransferase activity. The transcript has 3 exons.
AUGUUGCAAGAAGUUCACCACAGCUCCCUUCUUCCAGCCUUCCCUUCCAAGAAGGUGGACCACACUCCAAGUGCACCUCAUAUAACACCACCAAGAAAGCUGAAAAUUGCUUGCCUGACAAUUGGCACAAGGGGAGAUGUUGAGCCCUACAUUCCAUUGUGCAACGGGCUGAAAAAAGAAGGUCACUUGUGUAAAAUUGCCACUCAUGCUGAAUUCAAAGAUUGGAUUGAAUCAUAUGGUAGCAAAUUUGCAAGCAUAGGUGGGAGCUCAGUGGAGCUCAUCAAGCAUGCCACUGAAUAUGGUCAGUUUGAAUUUCUUUUUGAGGAUCUUGAAGGGAAUUUCAUCGUGCAGGUGAUCCAAGCCAACACACUUCCAAUAUUCUCUGUGGAGCAGAAACACUCUGGGAUGAAUUUCUGUGGAAUAAGCAUCCAUGCUUGCACUUAUUGA